This is a messenger RNA of Rhododendron vialii, 3951 nucleotides long. Its product is annotated as ABC transporter B family member 15-like. NCBI's taxonomy places the organism in Eukaryota, Viridiplantae, Streptophyta, Magnoliopsida, Ericales, Ericaceae. The transcript is spliced from 8 exons. The coding region runs from base 15 to 3758 and encodes 1247 amino acids. Gene Ontology annotation, biological process: transmembrane transport. The record is from RefSeq and is a predicted model, not a curated record. Gene Ontology annotation, molecular function: ATP binding; ATP hydrolysis activity; ABC-type transporter activity. Gene Ontology annotation, cellular component: membrane.
GGUUAGGAAGGAAAAUGAGGGAGGAAGGUAUAGGGAACCAAAACAAGAGCAGUAGGUCAUUUCGAUCAAUUUUCAUGCAUUCCGAUGGCAUUGAUAAGCUGCUAAUGGGCCUAGGAUUCAUCGGAUCACUCGGCGACGGGCUUUCUAUGCCCGUCAUGUUGCUCUUCACUAGCAAGAUUAUCAACAAUAUCGGUAGCGCUUCCGCCUCCGAUAUCUCCUCUCAUAACGUCAACAAGAAUGCAGUGUUGUUGUGCUUCGUGGCGCUUAUGCAAGGGAUAUCAUGUUUCUUUGAGGGGUAUUGUUGGACAAGAACAGGAGAAAGACAGGCAUCAAGAAUGAGAUCAAGGUAUUUGAAGGCAGUGCUAAGGCAAGAAGUGGGUUACUUUGAUUUGCACGUCACAAGCACCGCAGAAAUCAUUGCAAACGUUUCCAGUGAUAGUCUUGUCAUUCAAGAUGUUAUUAGUGAAAAGGUUCCAGUGUUCUUGAUGAACUUAUUCACAUUCGUUGGGGCCUACAUAGUGGCAUUUGCAAUUCUAUGGAGGCUAGCAAUUGUGGCGUUUCCUUUUGUGAUAUUUCUUGUAAUCCCUGGUCUGAUGUAUGGAAGGGCAUUAAUGGGAAUAGCCAGAAAAAUGAAGGUGGAAUACAACAAGGCAGGCACAGUAGCAGUACAAGCACUCUCUUCUAUCAAAACAGUUUAUGCCUUUGUUGCUGAGAGAAAGACCAUUGAAAAUUACUCUCUUGCCCUUCAAGGGACUAUGGAGCUGGGGCUAAGGCAAGGAUUGGCAAAAGGCUUAGCCAUGGGUAGCAAUGGCAUAGUUUUUGUAAUUUGGUCCUUCAUGGCUUAUUAUGGUAGCAGAUUGAUUAUGUACCAUAACGCUAGCGGUGGCCAUGUUUUCGCGGUGGGUGCUUCCAUCAUCUGGGGAGGACUGUCACUAGGUGCUGGUUUACCAAACCUAAAGUACUUUUCUGAAGCAUCUGCAGCAGGGGAGAGAAUAUUGGAAAUAAUAAAAAGAGUACCCAAAAUCGACUCCGAUAACAUGGACGGAGAAGUUCUGGAAAAUAUUUCGGGCAACAUCGAAUUCAAAAACGUCGAAUUCACCUACCCAUCGCGACCCGAAACUUCCAUUUUCCAAAACUUCAACCUCAAAAUACCAGCGGGGUUAACAACGGCGUUAGUCGGCGGAAGUGGGUCUGGAAAAUCAACGGUGAUCGCCCUUUUGCAACGGUUUUAUGAUCCAAUGGGGGGAGAGAUUUGUCUCGACGGAGUCGCCAUCGAUAAGCUACAGUUGAAGUGGUUGAGAGCUCAGAUGGGGUUGGUGAGUCAAGAGCCAGCUCUAUUUGCUACAAGUAUUAAAGAGAACAUACUAUUUGGGAAGGAAGAUGCAGAUAUGGAAGAGAUCAUUGCUGCUGCUAAAGCUUCUAAUGCUCAUAACUUCAUUUCUCAGCUGCCUCAGCGUUAUGAUACCCAGGUGGGUGAGGGAGGAGUUCAAAUGUCAGGGGGACAAAAGCAACGAAUCGCAAUAGCUCGCGCCUUAAUUAAGGCACCGCGCAUCCUCUUACUUGACGAGGCCACAAGCGCGUUGGACUCGGAAUCAGAGCGUGUCGUGCAAGAAGCACUUGACAACGCCGCCGUGGGACGCACAACUAUCGUCAUUGCUCACCGCCUCUCCACCAUUCGAAACGCCGACAUCAUUGCUGUCGUCCAAAAUGGCCAGGUAAUGGAAACCGGCUCACCUGAGGAACUAAUCUACCAUGAAAACGGCCUAUAUGCAUCCCUAGUCCGCCACCAACAAACAGAGAAGAACAGAGGAGAAACUACAUCAAAUGAAGCCUCAACUUCGUCAAAUAAUCCAACAAUGGAUUCAAACAACAACAACAAUCAGAGAUUGUCGAUUCUGAGUCGAUCCAGUUCAACAAACUCACCCACACUAAGCCAGAGAUUCAACAAUUCUUCUACAGAUAGAGCAGACCGAGAUUUUCCUGUUCCCUCAUUUAGAAGGCUUUUGGUGAUGAAUUUACCCGAGUGGAGGCAAGGGAUAAUGGCAUGCAUAAGUGCGGUUUUAUUCGGUGCAAUUCAACCGCUUUAUGCUUAUGCACUGGGAUCGGUGAUUUCGGUUUUUUUCUUGCUGGAUCACAAUGAGAUCAAGUAUAAGAUGAGGAUUUAUUCGUUGUGUUUCGUUGGGUUGGCGAUUUCAUCGCUGUUGAUUAAUGUAAUCCAGCAUUAUAACUUUGCGUACAUGGGGGAACAUUUGACGAAGAGGAUUAGAGAGAGGAUGUUGUCCAAGAUUUUGACGUUUGAAGUUGGGUGGUUUGAUCAGGAUGAGAAUUCUAGUGGUGCUAUUUGCUCUCGGCUCGCUAAAGAUGCGAAUGUGGUGAGAUCUCUAGUGGGCGAUAGGAUGGCACUCAUUAUCCAAACUUUGUCGGCAGUAACCAUAGCUUGCACCAUGGGCCUGGUCAUCGCAUGGAGGCUCGCAUCGGUUAUGAUAGCAGUUCAACCCCUUGUCAUCCUCUGCUUCUACUUUAAGCGCGUCUUUCUCAAGAACAUGUCCAACAAGGCCAUGAAGGCCCAAGACGAAAGCAGCAAGCUGGCUGCUGAAGCAGUCUCCAACCUCCGGACUGUCACCGCAUUCUCUUCUCAGGCUCGAGUCCUCAAAAUGCUUGAAAAGGCCCAAGAAGGCCCACGACGUGAAAGCAUCCGACAAUCAUGGUUCGCUGGUAUUGGGCUUAGUAUCUCCCAAAGCCUCAUGGCAUGCACUUGGGCUUUAGACUUUUGGUAUGGUGCAAAGCUCAUCUCCCAAGGCUACAUUGGGUCCAAAGCCCUGUUUGAGACCUUCAUGAUCUUAGUAAGCACGGGUCGAAUUAUUGCCGACGCAGGGACCAUGACUAACGACCUUGCGAAAGGAUCUGAUUCAGUCAAGUCAGUUUUUGCCGUGCUGGAUCGGUAUACACGUAUUGAGCCUGACGACCCUGAAGGAUACAAGCCUGACAAUAUAACAGGCCAUGUGGAGCUGUGCGACAUCCAAUUUGCAUACCCGGCUAGGCCAGAAGUGAUGGUCUUCAACGUCUUUUCGAUCAACAUUGAAGCAGGGAAAUCAACUGCUUUGGUUGGAGAAAGUGGCUCUGGGAAAUCAACCAUCGUUGGAUUGAUCGAGCGAUUCUACGAUCCACUUAAAGGUGUAGUGAAAAUAGAUGGUCGCGAUAUUAGAUCAUACCAUCUGAGAUCCCUACGGAAACACAUUGCACUUGUUAGUCAAGAGCCAACUUUGUUUGCGGGGUCCAUUCGAGAUAACAUCACUUACAGUGCAUCAGGUAAGAUUGACGAAUCGGAGGUCAUUGAGGUGGCUAAGGCAGCCAAUGCUCACGAUUUCAUUGUUUGCCUAGAAGACGGGUAUGAUACGUGGUGUGGGGAUAGAGGAUUGCAAUUGUCGGGUGGACAAAAGCAACGUAUUGCAAUAGCCCGUGCUAUUUUGAAAAAUCCAGCAAUUCUGUUACUAGACGAGGCGACUAGUGCACUUGAUAGCCAAUCGGAGCAAGUUGUACAAGAUGCGCUCGUGCGUGUGAUGGUAGGGAGGACUAGUGUGGUUGUGGCCCAUAGGUUGAAUACAAUCCAAAAUUGCGAUAUGAUUGCGGUUUUGAAUAAAGGGGAGGUGGUGGAGAAAGGAACCCACUCUUCUUUGUUGGGUAAGGGACCCGAGGGAGCAUAUUUCUCUCUCGUCAGCCUUCAAAGAACCCCCAACGCUCCCCACAGUGAAUUUUAAUUGGUAGGUCUCUGCUUUUUUGGCCUCUUUUUCAAAUGAUGGGGUUGAUGUGAGUCUCUCAGGACAUGAGGAGGGGAGAUGCUCUCUUUGUAAUUCCAUAUGUAAAUAAUUGUAAUAUACUCCCUCCGCUCCAAUUCGUUGUGCAUGGUAUGAGAGAAUUAAUUAAGAUUCAUCAAACAAGAUUCAUAUUGAA